UCUGUAAGGAGAGGUCGCGCUUAGUAGGACCGUGUUCUUCAAAUGACAAACUCAAAGCAUCCACUGCGUCUACUUUGAUCCGUGGGACUUCCUGCGCUCUUUUGGACUGUUUUUAAAACAUGGGAUUUGAGCUGGAUCGUUUCAAAGGGGCUGUGGACCCAGACUUCAAAUGCAACUUGUGUAAUAAAGUUUUGGAAGAUCCGCUCACAACCCCGUGCGGUCACGUCUUCUGCGCUGGCUGUGUAUUGCCGUGGGUCGUUCAGCAAAGCAGCUGCCCUGUCAAAUGCCAAAGGAUCUCCACCAAAGAGCUGAAUCACGUCCUUCCACUGAAAAACCUGAUCCUGAAGUUGGACAUAAAGUGUGACAAUCAUGCCAGGGGUUGCGAGAAAGUGGUGAAGCUGCAGCAUCUGGCGGAACAUGCCGAGAUGUGCGACUACUCUCCGGCGAAAUGCAGGAACAAGGGAUGCAACGAGGUGCUGAAUCUGAAAGACAUGGAUGCCCAUAUGCGGGAAUCGUGUGACUACCGAGCCGUCGGGAUUUGCGAAAAUGGAUGUGGUUUGAUGCUCACCCACAGAGAGCAGAAACUUAACAACCAUUGCUGUUUGAAAGCCCUGAAAGCGCACAAUAGCGCGUUGCAAGGAAAAGUAGUCAGUCUCGACAAGGAGUUUAAAAAGCAGUCCCUGAAGUCGAGCAAACGGGAGAAGUCUCUUCUCGCUCAACUCUCUGCCGUCCACAACGAGCUUCAAAUGACAGCGCUGAAAUACCAAAAGAAAUUUACUGAGUACAGUGCAAGAAUUGACUCUCUCAGUAAGAGUCUCGCGCCACCAUGCAAGGGUGGAGAGUCCAAAAGUGUCACAGUCGUGCUCCAUCGGGAGUCCGGAUCACUGGGGUUCAACAUCGUGGGAGGACGCCCAUGUGCAGAAAACGAGACUGCGACUUCAAACGAAGGCAUCUUUGUGUCAAAGAUAGUGGAAAAUGGACCAGCGGACAAAGAAGGAGGACUUCAGAUCCACGACCGCAUCAUGGAGGUGAAUGGCAAGGAUCUGUCCAAGGCCACUCAUGAGCAGGCCGUGGAGGCCUUCCGCACGGCCAAGGAGCCAAUCAUGGUGCAGGUGCUGCGGAGGGCGCCGCGGCCAAAGCCCACGGGAACCGCCAACAGCAACUCCCCCGGGGACGCCACGCAGGUGGUGGAUAUUGCUACGCAGACGGAGAUCACCUUCCAGCACAUCAUGGCGCUCAGCAAGCUGCCCACGGCCCCCAGCCCACCCCCCGGGGUGCCCGUCACCGUGCUGGAGCAAUACCUACUGCCGGAGGACGUCUCCCCUGGGCACGAGUACUUCGACCCUGCAGACUUCCUGGAAGGCAUGCAGCAGGAGCUGGAGAGAGAGGAGCUGGAGUACGAGGAAGUGGAUUUGUACCGAUCAAACAUCCACGACAAGCUUGGCCUGACCGUGUGCUACAGGACCGAUGACGAGGACGAAACUGGAAUUUACGUCAGCGAAAUUGAUCCAAACAGCAUUGCAGCCAAGGACGGCAGGAUCAGGGAAGGGGAUAGAAUCAUUCAGAUCAAUGGCAUUGAGAUCCAGAACCGAGAGGAAGCAGUAGCACUUCUCACCAGCGAGGAGAACCCCAACGUCUGCCUGCUCGUCGCUCGACCUGAGAUCCAGCUGGAUGAGGGCUGGAUGGAUGAUGACAGGAAUGACUUCCUGGAUGACCUCCACAUGGACAUGCUAGAGCAGCAGCACCACCAGGCCAUGCAGUUCACUGCCAGCAUGCUGCAGCAGAAGAAGUUGGAGGAGGACGGCGGGCUGACGACGGACACGGCCACGCUGCUCUCCCAGCGCCACGAGAAGGACAGCGGCGUGGGCCGCACGGACGAGAGCACGCGCAACGACGAGAGCUCGGAGCAGGAGCAGGAGAACCUCCUCCACCUCCACCACCACCACCUCCACCACCACCAGGGCCAGGCAGAGGGCUGUGCCUGCUCGGGCACCGCCACGCUGGGCAGCAGCGGCAGCAGCGGGCAGCACAGCAGUAGCAGCCGGGGGGCCGGCGGUGGUAGCGGUAGCGGCGGGCGGCGCAGGCAGCUGACGUACAGCCAGGACACGCUGGGCAGCGCCGACCUGCCUUUCAGCAGCGAGUCGCUCAUCAGCGAGUCCGACUUCCUGGGCAUCCCGGCCGACGAGUGCGAGCGCUUCCGCGAGCUGCUGGAGCUCAAGUGCCAGGUGCGCAGCGCUGCGGCGGCCGCCAGUGGUGGGGGAGGAACCAGCGCCCUCUACUGUUCCGGCAUGGCGGCCGCCGCCGCGGCAGCAGUGGCGGCGGCGGCUGGAGGAGGAGCAGGAGGAGAGGAGGGGGUGGACAAGGAGCUGGAGCUGCUCAACGAGGAGCUGCGCACCAUCGAGCUGGAGUGCCUGAGCAUCGUGCGCGCGCACAAGAUGCAGCAGCUGCGCGAGCAGUACCGCGAGUCAUGGAUGCUGCACAACAGCGGCUUCCGCAACUACAACACUAGCGUGGACGCCGCCGCAGGCACACGCGGCGGCAGCGGCGGCGCCGGUGUCGGCGCUGCACGCCACGAGCUGGCCGACAUCAGCGAGCUGCCCGAGAAGUCGGACAAGGACAGCUCCAGCGCGUACAACACGGGCGAGAGCUGCCGCAGCACGCCCCUCACGCUUGAGCUCUCGCCCGACAACUCGCUGCGGCGCGCCACCGAGACACUGUGCGAGGGAAGCGGCGGGAUGAUGACGGGUAACCCGGGCAGCGGGAGGGCGCUCAAGCCCCUGCUCUCCCCCGUCCAGGAGGCCUGCGGAGCCGGGGGAUCAGGAAGCCCCAGCAGCCGAGGAAGAGCCGCCUCUUCCUCCUCCUCGUCCUCCAAGGAGCCGGAGACCGGUACCCAAGCGGAGGGCCAGCAGCAGAGGAAAACAGAGGCUGGCGGUGGUGGCGGUGGUGGUGGUGGGGGCAAGGGAAGCCGUGGUGGCUACUCGCCUUACAAGCACGCCCACAUCCCCGCGCACGCGCAGCACUACCAGAGCUACAUGCAGCUGAUCCAGCAGAAGUCGGCUGUGGAGUACGCCCAGAGCCAGAUGAGCCUGGUGAGCAUGUGCCCGCUCGCGCCCACCUCCUCCUCGGGCCGGGCCGCGGGACUCGGGGGUCCCGGGGGGCUCGGCGGCGGUGGCGAGGGGGGCGGGGACUCGGAGCUGGGCCCCAAGAUGGAGUGGAAGGUGAAGAUCCGCAGCGACGGCACGCGCUACAUCACCAAGCGGCCCGUGCGCGACCGGCUGCUGAAGGAGCGCGCCAUCCGCAUCCGCGAGGAGCGCAGCGGCAUGACCACGGACGACGACGCGGCCAGCGAGCUGAAGAUGGGCCGCUACUGGAGCAAGGAGGAGCGCAAGCAGCACGCCGUGCGGGCCCGCGAGCAGCGCCAGCGCCGCGAGUUCAUGAAGCAGAGUCGCAUGGACAGCCUGAGGGACAGCCCCGGCAGCCCGGGUAGUCCCGGCAGUCCAGGAGGGCCGGGCGGUAACGCCAACGCGGGUUCGGGUCCGGACGAGCCGGCGCCGCGCAAGGAGCUGAACAUCAUCGAACUGAGUCACAAGAAGAUGAUGAAGAAGCGCAACAAGAAGAUCUUCGACAACUGGAUGACCAUCCAGGAGCUGCUGACGCACGGCUCGCGCUCACCAGACGGCACCCGCGUCUACAACUCCCUGCUCUCCGUCACCACCGUCUAGUCCAGGCCGAGGAGGGAGAGGAAGAUGGGAGAGGAGGGAGAGGAAGAUGACAGAGUAGGUAGAGGAAGAUGGGAGAGAGAGAGAGAGAGAGGGAGGGAGAGGGGAUGGGGGGUGGGGAGGGCAAUAGGGAGCGUCCCUUACACCAGCCAAAAACCCACUGUACAUAAGACACUACCAAUUGGGGUAGAGAUUCCUGCCUCGUUCAAUGCGGCAACAUUUGUAAAUAGGAUACUAGUGUAAAAGAAGAUACCGAGGACAAAAAGAAGGAGGGAGAGAGAAGUAGUGAUGAUGGGGGGCGGGUAAGAGAUGGGGUUAUAGUAGAGGGUGAUAGGAAAGUUGUUUGUGGAUGGAACUGUACAAUAGGGUACUGAGAAUGUAUGUGCCCCAAGCAGGGGGGCAGUGUGGACUCUCACAGAAGGACUUGGACAAGGAGAAGAAAUUUACUGAAAGUAAACAAAAAAAGACAUUUUUCUCACACACUCUAUAACUUUCUUUCUUUUCGUGCUUGCUGUUUUACACAAUGGAAACUGCAUUUUUAAGGAAAACAAUGAACAUUGCCAUGAUAUUUUGGGGGUUUUAAAGGCUUUGGAACUGUUCAAAGACUGUGUGCCAUACGUUAAGAACUGCCAUCAUUUAGCAUUUGUUUCCUGUUUUUUAAGCAAGUAACUAUUAUCAGUAUUUUACUGUUUAUGCAUUUGUUUUGCAUAUUAAAAGGACAUACAACAAUAUUUAGCUUCACAGUGAACACAGAACUGUUUUCUAUGUGAAAUUCCUGAUGUGUGGUUUUCAUUAGUUGAAAGCAGACACUUUCGCUGAGAGAAAUCCUCCACACUAGGUGCUGUUUUUUUUGUUUUGUUUUUUUUUAACUCUGAGAUCUCUGAUUUUCUGACUGCCAAACACAGUGCUGUUCCUUAUCUCUUCAAAACAAAUGUGAGAGUGUCAUGUAUCUGUGGCUCUAGGAGAAGACAUCACCUGUAUGACUGUAAAAAAUACAAAACCUCUCUGUUGUUGUCCAUUGUAGUCGGCCAGCCUUUAUGGGAAACCAUGUAUCAGGCAAAGAAUAACACAAAGUUUAACACCUCUUUAGUUAGAAACCAUUUGAUGUAUUGUACAAUGAGAGAAAUAAUAAAUUAUUGUUUUAUAUUUGA
Engraulis encrasicolus (European anchovy) is the source of this 4870-nucleotide messenger RNA. RefSeq names its product PDZ domain containing RING finger 3b (gene pdzrn3b). NCBI's taxonomy places the organism in Eukaryota, Metazoa, Chordata, Actinopteri, Clupeiformes, Engraulidae. Gene Ontology annotation, biological process: neuromuscular junction development; protein ubiquitination. The transcript is spliced from 11 exons. Bases 120 to 3722 code for a protein of 1200 amino acids. Gene Ontology annotation, molecular function: protein binding; ubiquitin protein ligase activity. The record is from RefSeq and is a predicted model, not a curated record.